Molecule: messenger RNA, 384 nt
Organism: Cryptomeria japonica (Japanese cedar)
Lineage: Eukaryota; Viridiplantae; Streptophyta; Pinopsida; Cupressales; Cupressaceae
Product: acetyl-coenzyme A carboxylase carboxyl transferase subunit beta, chloroplastic-like
Exons: 1
Coding region: 1-384 (127 amino acids)
Biological process (GO): fatty acid biosynthetic process
Cellular component (GO): acetyl-CoA carboxylase complex
Molecular function (GO): acetyl-CoA carboxylase activity
Source: RefSeq, a predicted model, not a curated record
AUGCACGCGUUAUCAUGUUACCUUGCAAUUGAGAAUCCACGUUUUCCGAAACUGUCGGCUAGCCUUCCUGUUAUAGCUGUUGUGUUGCAUACAUAUCAAAAGGAGAAAAAAUUACUAUAUAUUUCAGUUCUUACAUCUCUGACAACUGGUGGAGUCACUGCUAGUUUUGGUAUGUUGGCUAAUGUCACGAUUGUCGAGCCUAAUGCAUACUUUGCAUUUGCAGGUAAAAGAGUUAUUGAACAGACAUUAAACCAGAUAGUAGAUGAUGAAGAUCAAAUAUCUGAUUCUUUAUUUGAUUUUGGAAUGUUUGAUAGCAUGGUUCCACAAGCUCUUUUAAAAAAUGUUCUAAGCAAGACAAUUGAAAUGUACAUGUAUAGAGAUUGA